Sphenostylis stenocarpa is the source of this 422-nucleotide messenger RNA. Lineage: Eukaryota; Viridiplantae; Streptophyta; Magnoliopsida; Fabales; Fabaceae. The record is from the annotation of a GenBank genome assembly.
GUCCAUAUGAAACAUUGUUCAGUUAUUACAAACUUAAAACAGUUGCUAAUACAACCCAGGCUUACAUGUUUUCAAUGCAAGAACAUGAAUGGUACGAAAAAACUGUGAAAUUUUCUUCACCAAGUUUUCAACAUGUCAUAAAACAGAAGAACACUAUGAUCCAGCUCAUGCGCAAUAUUGUGUCUUUGGAGAAAGUUCAAGAUAAGAAAGUUAGGUGCAAUGAUGGUGUUAUGCGGAUUGAGGAACACAUAGACAACAAACCGAGAGAAUGUGAUCAAAGGGGUGGCUCUUUUGCAUUAUUGACAAACAUGGAGUUGGUUUUGUACUUAGCUGGACCUAAGAAAAGGUGCAACUCCAAAAAAAGCAAACUCAAUAAUUUAAGGGCCACUUUCGUAUCGUCAAACAUCAUUUCACUGAAUUAA